Didymodactylos carnosus is the source of this 1938-nucleotide messenger RNA. NCBI's taxonomy places the organism in Eukaryota, Metazoa, Rotifera, Eurotatoria, Philodinida, Philodinidae. The record is from the annotation of a GenBank genome assembly.
AUGACAUGUGCCAUUUGUGACUGGAAAGAUCCAUUACUCAUAAUUAAAGUAACAAAUGAGCUACCUGAAGUGCUUGUAAAAGUCGAACAUGAUAGGCUUGAUUUUAUGAUGGCUUCUUCAACUAGACGUUCUGCUCGCCAACCAGCUACAAAGGCUGUAAAAUUUGUCGAUCCGGCACUUGAUGGGGAAGAUGAGGAAGCGAUGGAUUUUGAGGAAGAACCAACAUCAAAUGAAAGUACAUUCAGUAUUAAACAAGAGCGUUUUAGUCAACAACAACAAAAAGCAGUUCGUGGGAAUCAGGGAGCAAGUGCAAGUGGACAUAAUGAUUCGACUAUAGAUGAUGAAUGGACCCAAGUACAAACAGAAGAAGGAGAUGCAGAUGAUGGUCAAGAAAUUGAUGAUUAUGCGGUGGCUUCAACAUCAACAUCGUUUAAUAACACAACAACAAAUCAAAGUCAAAUAGCUGACUCCUCAGUUUAUGAUUUUAGCGAAGUAUCAGUAAAGAAAAAAAAUAACGUUAAUUCUGCUUGGAGAGAUGUUAAACCACAACCGAAAGCAAAUCGUGAUACAAAACAUAUGUGUCCGUAUUGUAAUUACUGUACGGGCACUGAAUGUGGUUAUGCAACAGUUGAAUUAAGCAAAUUGCGUCGUCAUAUUCGAACACAUACUGGAGAAAAACCUUACACUUGUCAAUAUUGUUCUUAUGCAAGUCCAGAUACAUUCAAACUCAAACGACAUUUACGUGUACAUACCGGGGAACGACCGUAUGAGUGUACAAUAUGCAAAUUCCGCUUUACUCAAAGUAAUAGUUUGAAAGCACAUAUGUUGACUCAUCAAACCAAUGCUCCGAAAUUUCAAUGUCAAUAUUGUCCGACGAUUUUGACGAGAAAAUCAGAUUUAAAACAUCAUAUUGUUAAAAAGCAUCAAAAUGAACAUUUAUUAUAUUGCCAGCAAUGUGAACUUGAUUUCCCAAAUGAACAUUCAUUGCGUAAACAUGAACAAACUCAACAUGGUGGUCAGUCAUCAGGUUCCAUAUACGCGUGUUCCAUGUGUGCAUUUUCAGCACCGACACAAAAUGGUCUAGAAGAACAUAUGAAUAACACACAUCGAGAUGAACGUUCAUUUCAAUGUAAUGAAUGUGGUUUGAUGUAUGCUACACGUGGUGAUUUACGUCAACACACAACAAAAGUACAUCGUUGUGGUACGUAUGCCAAUGUUGCCGGUGCUGGCCUGUCACUUCGUCCGCCGACUAACUAUAUUCCAGCAAAAGUUGAACAUCGUCCAAUAACCACACCGCGUUUACGUCAGACAACAAAGGAUCAACAACAUCAAAUUUAUCGUUGUACACUGUGUUCCAAAACAUUUGCGACGUUACGUACAUUAGAGCAUCAUACAUUCGAUGUACAUAAUAUUGAUCCGUAUGAUAAUGAUUUACAAGAUAAUGAACAAAUAGCUAUGAUACAAAUUCGAGGACAACAACAUGGGCAAAAUCAUGAUCAUAAACAACCGCCGGUUAUUGUCAAACUUGAAAGAGGUGCGCUAUUUCUAUUUCUCAAGUUGAUUAGUUGUUUAUUACUGUUCUGUUUAGAUAAUUAUAAUUCAUAUGAAUUAGCUGACGAUCAUAUUGAGUCAUCACAUCAUCGUCACGAUCAAUCUGAUUAUUAUGAUAACGAUUCAUCUCCGGUGGCUGGUGCCGGUGCAUCAGCUUCGCACGCUAGUCUUCAAGCUAAAUCAGAAAUGUUUGAUCAUGAUUCAUCUUCCUAUUAUAAUAAUGAGCAAUAUGAAGAGUAUGAAACGAAAGAAGAAGAGAUAGAUAUUGCUGAACCGAUCGGAAUUGAUUCAAUUCAAGAUGAUGAAGCAAAUAUUGAAGCUGAUGAUGGUGAAACAAUUAAAUAUCGUUCAUCGGGCUAUAGCCAACAACGAAUGAUCAAUGCAUAG